Phodopus roborovskii (desert hamster) is the source of this 1964-nucleotide messenger RNA. It is a transcript of the gene Tmem25, whose product is annotated as transmembrane protein 25. Gene Ontology annotation, biological process: negative regulation of excitatory postsynaptic potential. Bases 36 to 1133 code for a protein of 365 amino acids. NCBI's taxonomy places the organism in Eukaryota, Metazoa, Chordata, Mammalia, Rodentia, Cricetidae. The transcript has 8 exons. The record is from RefSeq and is a predicted model, not a curated record.
UUUCUCAGCAGCCUAGAGGCGGAUCCCUGACCACCAUGGAAUUGCCUCUGAGCCAAGCAACCCUCCGGCACACGCUGCUGCUCCUGCCAGCCCUCUUAAGUUCAGGUCAAGGGGAGCUGGCACCACAAAUUGAUGGUCAGACCUGGGCUGAGAGAGCACUUCGGGAGAAUGAGCGCCAUGCCUUCACCUGUCGGGUGGCAGGGGGAUCUGCCACUCCCCGAUUGGCCUGGUACCUGGAUGGGCAGCUACAGGAGGCCACCACCUCAAGACUCCUGAGUGUGGGCGGGGAGGCCUUCUCUGGAGGCACGAGCACUUUCACUGUCACUGCCCAGCGUGCCCAGCAUGAGCUCAAUUGCUCCCUGCAGGACCCAGGGAGUGGCCGGCCAGCCAAUGCCUCUGUCAUUCUCAAUGUGCAAUUUAAGCCAGAGAUUGCCCAGGUUGGGGCCAAGUAUCAGGAAGCUCAGGGCCCAGGCCUUCUGGUUGUCCUGUUUGCUCUGGUGCGGGCCAACCCACCUGCCAAUGUCACCUGGGUUGACCAGGAUGGGCCAGUGACUGUCAAUGCCUCUGACUUCCUGGUGCUGGAUGCUCAGAACUAUCCCUGGCUCACGAACCACACAGUACAGCUGCAGCUCCACAGCCUGGCACACAACCUCUCAGUGGUGGCCACCAAUGAUGUGGGUGUCACCAGUGCCUCACUUCCAGCUCCAGGGCUCCUGGCCACCCGAGUAGAAGUGCCAUUGCUGGGCAUCGUCGUGGCUGGAGGGCUUGCCUUGGGCACUCUAGUGGGGUUCAGUACCUUGGUGGCCUGUCUGGUCUGCAGGAAAGAGAAGAAAACUAAAGGCCCCUCCCGGCGCCCGUCUCUGAUAUCUAGUGAUUCCAAUAACCUGAAACUGAAUAAUGUACGCCUGCCACGGGAGAACAUGUCCCUCCCAUCCAACCUUCAGCUCAAUGACCUCACCCCGGAUCUCAGAGGGAAAGCAACAGAUCGGCCAGUGGCUCAACAUAGCAGCCAUCCAGAGCUUCUAGAAGCAGAGCCUGGUGGCCUCCUCACCAGCCGAGGCUUCAUCCGUCUCCCAAUGUUGGGCUACAUCUACCGAGUGUCCAGUGUCAGCAGUGACGAGAUCUGGCUCUGAGGGUGAGGGCGAGGCAUGAGGCCCAGGUGGCUUGUGGACUCCCAGGGCAUCCCACUCCAGUGUUUCCUUCAAGCCUUCCUCUGCCUGGCCAUGUUGUGAUCAUGAAGAAGCCAUGCCACUGCCACAUGGCCCUCUUGGUAGGGGUAUCCUGUGGGUCAUGCAUGAUGUAUUUCAUUGCACUCUAACCUUUAAGGCAUGGUCUAGCCUUGGCAAGACCAUUGAUCAGAACUAGACCCCUUGUACUCAACUAAGUUGGUCCCAGGUAGAUGGAACUCUGGCCUGUGUGUCCAUGUGUCACCCACAUGGAAGAGAUGGGCCUACCAUAUGCUCCACAGUAGUAUCCCCUGCACCUCAUACAGUAGGCAGAGGGGUGUGUAUGUGGGGAAUAGGAGGGUCCUUGCACAGCUCAAAUGUCCUUCCUAUGCUAUGCAGCUUUGUCCCCUCAGGGAAAACAGCCCCCUGCUAGCUGUUUAGAACCAAACUGCCCUUUGCUCAGGAACCAGCCCCUUGCCCAGGGUCAUGGUCAAGCACAAAUUAGUCCCUAUUGCUGCGUAUCUCUCUGCCCUUUUGUCCCCACCUCCUCUUGGGCAUCAAAAGUCACACACUAGACAUGACCUCCAUUGGCUGGAGCCCCCAGGUGCUAGCCUCUGGUGUUAGCACAAGAUGAGCAUGAAGAGGUGAUUCUGGCCCCCGCGGUGGCAUGUAGCUAUGUACUGUUUUGUACAAGUGUUCCUACUUUAAGCACAUUCCCCAGGGAAAGGAGGGCCAGGGCCGCCUUAGGUUCCCCUUGUUUGGCCUUCAGCAACUCACUGAGUGUUCUGAGCACUCAUG